CGGAUAGUGAGGGGUCCCACACGACUGGAUCUGAGGGUCUUGUGUCAAGAGCCGCUGGGGCUGCAGGAGGCGAGAGAAACCGGGCAAGAGCGGCGCAGGAUGGAAGGAGAGCGCUCCUUCCUGUGUACCCCGCAGCGUUGGUUGAUCUGAAGUGUGGAAGACCCUACUCUUGAGCUCGUCCCCCCGCGUCACCCCCAACGCCUUGCAAGGAGUUCUCAGGCUGCCGAGUUGAGUCUGGUAAAAGAAAAGGGCUGUGCAGCGGAAAAGUUGAACUUCCAGGUCUCUGGUGAGUUCAUUCCUUGACAGGCUUACUAAUCGACUGUAUGAAACCCCCCAUUCCUCUCUGUGGUAGAUCACAAUCCAAGAUUGGGAAAGGAGAAUGUAGACCAGCAAAGUGCCAGUUUCAGGCCUCCCAGGCCGCCUUCUCCAGAGACAUUUGUUGAGUGCAUGCUUUGUGCAAUCUGUGCAGCAGGCACUAGGCCUAAUCCGAAGGGAGUUUCUGUUCAGAGUGGGGCUGUAAACAAGGAAAAAUGGAACUUCUGGGCCCCUGUUUGACUAAUUCCAGGAAGAUGUUUUAUGAAACGGCUGUUGUAUGCAGACUCCUGGCAACUCAAUCAUUAGUGAGAAAGUUGAAAUAGUAGAUAAAGAGGCUUAACUCAUGGGCUUUUAGUGAAUCAUUUACUUAGGGAGCAUUUAUAGCCACCAAUGAAAGCAGGGUCUAAAAAAAAGAAAGAGUCUGUACUGGGCUGUUGUACGAGAAUUCAUGGUCUAAUGGAAGAGUUAGUCUGGUAGAAGUGGAAUGUGCACAGAGACAGUUAAACUCCCAGGGCCUCAUUUCCCUAGGGAUCAUUAUUCAUUCACUAUCUACUGAGUGCCUACUGUGUGCUAGGCAUUGUUCUUGGCACUGGAAAUACCUCAGUGAUGAACAGACUAAAAUCCCUGCCUUCUGGGAGCUUAAUAUAAGAAACUUAUAUUUGCAGAGCUGUAAGCUAAACUCCACCUGCCCUCUGGCACUAACAGAUGAGGUGAAGAAGAGAUAAGGUAGAUAUUAGAUUAGCUGCUAGGCCUUGGAGUGGGGGCAGUUAUUUGGCUCUGAGCCCCUGCUAUGAGUUGAGCUCACACAAGUAGAAGGGAAGAUGGGACACAUAGAGGGAAGUUUGAAAGUUAAAAUUCUUGUCCCUGUUAAGUUGUUUUAUUUGUAACUGGAAUCCCUACAGUGAAUCAGACACUCAGAAGAAUUUCUCUCAAGCUCUCAGUCUGGGGGGUAGUGAAGAUGCCAUCCCAAGUUUAUGAUAUUUGCUGUGCUAAGGGUGGCAUAGAAUACUGUAGGAAUACUGCAGAGGAGAGUGUGGCCACCACCCUGAGGAUGCAGAGAUGUUGCCAGACAAGGCUCACAAAAGAGGUGCUGGGUAGGAGUUUGCCAGACCAAAAUAAAAGGAGAGAACUUUUUUGACAGAGGGAAUAGCAGCACUACAGACUUAGGAUCCAAAAACAACCUUUCUGAAGAACACUAAGUAAUAGUUAUAGCUAACCUUUAACAAGUACCAGGUACUGUGUAUCAAUACUACUUUUAGCCCCAUUUUACAGAUGAGAAAAUAGUCUUGGAGAGAGGAAGUGGUGGAACUCAGAUUUAAGAUGAGAGCAGUUCGGUUCCAGGGCCUAUGUAAUUAAACACUUUAGUGUGUGUGUGUGUGUGAGAGAGAGAGAGAGAGAGAGAGAGAAGAGAGGGAGAAGGAGGAAAGGUAUUACACAAAGAGGAAAUUGUACAACAAGCAAAGGCUAUUGUGUUCUCAGAAAGAGAUGACUGGCUGUCUGGGUGAAGAGGACAGUAUCAGAGGCCAGGCUGAGAAGUGCUAUCUCUCCUGCAGAUGCCUGGCUACCUUGGGGCAUGUGUAGGCUUCAGAAACACAGGAUCAUUGAAGACUGAGGCACGAACUUUGAAGUAAGACUUCUUGAUUGAUAGAAGCUGGCUGCCUUCCUUGCGAUGGCAGAGGUAGUGGCUGAGAUGGCUGAGAUGCCGACACAGAUGUCAUCAGGGGCAGUAGAAAUGUCAACACCCAUGUCAGGGGAAAUGACAGAGAUGUCAACAGAGGUGACUGAGAUGACACCAGGAGAGGCUCUUGCUUCAUCUCUAUUCUUCCAGCAUCACCAGUUCAUGUGCUCUGAGUGUGGCAGCCUCUACAACACACUGGAGGAAGUCCUCUCACACCAGGAGCAGCAUAUACUCACUGUCUCAGAGGAAGAGGCACUGACCACCCAGGAUGCUGGCCUGGCACAAGAGCUAAUGCCAGGCACUGAGGAGGGACCUUUCCAGUGUGGUGAAUGCAGCCAGAUCAUCCUCUCCCCUAGUGAGCUCUUGGUCCACCAGGGUGCCCAUCUCCGGGAGUCUGCAAGCCAGAUCCAGUAUCAGUGUGGGGAAUGCCAGGUGCUGUUCCCCUCCCCUGAGCUGUGGGUGGCUCAUCGCAAGGGCCAACACCUUUCUGCUGCAGCAGUUGAGCCACUAGUGCUACCUCCUUUGCCUCCCCCAACACCACCACCUCCACCCCCUCCACCACUUGAAGUCAAAAUGGAGCCCUAUGAGUGUCCUGAGUGUUCUGCCCUCUGUGCCACCCCUGAAGAGUUCUUGGAGCAUCAGGGCACCCAUUUUGACUCUCUAGAGAAAGAAGAGCGCAAUGGGCUGGAGGAGGAGGAAGAAGAUGAAGAUGAAGAAGAUGAUGAAGAGACAGAAGAUGAGGAGGAGGCAGUGGCAGAGAUUGGUGAUGAUACUUUGGGAGGUGACAAGUCCACAGCUGGCCAGGCCCAGGGCUGUGGAGAUUGUCCCCAGCACCAGACCUCAGCAGCAACACGCCGACGACACCGGCGGACAGCUUGUGGCCCAGCAUCAGCAACCCACCCCUUCCACUGCAGUCAGUGUCAGCGCAGCUUCAGCUCAGCCAACAGACUGCUGGCUCAUGGGCGGGCCCAUGUAGGUGGCACACACGAGUGUACAACUUGCUCUAAGGUCUUCAAGAAAGCAGCCUCGCUAGAGCAGCACCUUCGGCUGCACCGCGGGGAGGCCCGCUACCUCUGCGUAGACUGUGGCCGUGGCUUUGGCACAGAACUCACAUUGGUGGCCCACCGGCGGGCCCACACUGCCAACCCAUUGCAUCGCUGUCGCUGCGGCAAGACGUUCAGCAACAUGACUAAGUUCCUCUACCACAGGCGCACUCAUGCUGGCAAAAGUGGAGUGCCUCCCUUGGCAGGAACAGCUGCCCCAGCUCCAGCUGAGCCCAGCCCCCCACCUCUGCCCCCAGCCCCACCUGUCCAGCUGCCUUGCCCACAGUGCUCUAAGUCCUUUGCCUCAGCUUCCCGGCUCUCACGGCACCGGCGUGCAGUACAUGGGCCCCCUGAACGGCGACACCGCUGCGGAGUUUGUGGCAAGGGCUUUAAGAAACUGAUCCAUGUACGCAACCAUCUGAGGACACACACGGGGGAGAGACCCUUCCAGUGUCACUCAUGUGGCAAGACCUUUGCUUCUUUGGCCAACCUUAGCCGCCACCAGCUGACCCACACAGGUGUGCGUCCGUACCAGUGCCUGGACUGUGGCAAGCGCUUCACUCAGAGCUCCAACUUGCAGCAGCACCGGCGGCUGCACCUGCGGCCAGUCGCCUUUGCUCGUGCCCCCCGCCUCCCCAUCACUGGUCUCUACAACAAGAGCCCAUACUACUGUGGGACCUGUGGCCGCUGGUUCCGAGCCAUGGCAGGCCUGCGACUGCAUCAGCGGGUCCAUGCCCGAGCCCGGACUAUGACCCUGCAGCCUCCUAGGUCACCAUCUCCUGCCCCAGCCCCUGAGCCUCAGCAGACUAUCAUGUGCACAGAGCUGGGGGAGACCAUUGCCAUCAUUGAGACAUCCCAGCCACUGGCACUUGAAGACACGUUGCAGCUGUGUCAGGCUGCACUAGGGGCCAGUGAAGCAAGUGGGCUGUUGCAAUUGGAUACAGCCUUCGUGUGAUAGAGCUGAGGAGCAACAAACAAUAAAAGGGUUUAGUUGCAACAGCAAGUGUGGCUACCUCUUGAGAGAGAGGGGACCCCCACCUCUGGCAAGCUGAUCUGGCACCCACCAUGUGCCAGGAGCCACCCUGAUCUCUUACCCACUGACACUUCAGAAUAACCCUGCCAGGCUUCUCUUGUCAUCUUUCUCUGCCUGAGGGGAAACUGAAGCUCUGAGAUACGACAUGAUCUGUACCAGGUCACCCUGCCAUGUUGCAAAGCAGGGUUUGCCAAGGCUUUUUGCACUGCAUCACCCUGGUGCCCAGCAACAUCAGGUAACCUUUUCUGAGCACUGACCACAUGCCAGGUCUGUGCUGGGCACUCUCAUAUACCUCUUAAGAUCCUCUGUCUGUCCCCCCAGCCCUAGCUUUCCCUGGACUUUGGGUACCCAGGACUUGACUCUGCCUACUGGAGAAAGGCACUUGACUUCAUCUCAAUUUUGACAAUGUCAAAGGAAAUCUGUAGGUACUCAGGCAUUCAGCUCCAGACUGGGUGAUGCAAUGAGUCAGAGAUAGGCUCUGCCCUCAGGAGGCAUGCAUAGUCUGGUAGGAGGAGCACACACAAGUACAGAUGGCUUGUUCUCUGA
Nycticebus coucang (slow loris) is the source of this 4615-nucleotide messenger RNA. RefSeq names its product zinc finger protein 526 (gene ZNF526). The record is from RefSeq and is a predicted model, not a curated record. The transcript is spliced from 3 exons. The coding region runs from base 1985 to 3991 and encodes 668 amino acids. NCBI's taxonomy places the organism in Eukaryota, Metazoa, Chordata, Mammalia, Primates, Lorisidae. Gene Ontology annotation, biological process: regulation of immune system process; negative regulation of transcription by RNA polymerase II; regulation of cytokine production.